This is a messenger RNA of Acanthoscelides obtectus, 545 nucleotides long. Lineage: Eukaryota; Metazoa; Arthropoda; Insecta; Coleoptera; Chrysomelidae. The record is from the annotation of a GenBank genome assembly.
CUUGACCAUUAUUUACUGGGGCAAAUCGCGAAUGCAUUCAGAUCUGCAGGUAUGCGUGUUUAUGCACACUGCACAGCCCGUGGUCGACUAUAUGGGAUCGGGAAAUGACGAACACGAUGCAUGGUCGCUUUAAGGUCCUGUUCGCCGUCUUGGCCACCGUAGCCACCGCAUCUGCCUCCCACCUUGGACUCGGUCUUGGCCUCAUCAGCCCAUAUGCCCUGAGUCCAGUUGGACCAUCUGGAGUGGUUACUGGAGCAGGUGCUGCAGGACCUUCUGGAGUAGUGACCGGUGCCGGAGCUUCAGGACCUUCGGGGAUUGUGACUGGACACGGAGCAGUAGGACCAACUGGGCCUAACGGACAUGGCAUCAUCGCUCCAUUAGGAUUGGGACUUGGCUUGGGACAUGCUGGACUCUGGGGUCUACAUGGUUAGAUUAAAUUGUGUGUUGUAUGAAUGAACUGAUGUACCUUCUAGAAUAAAGACGGCUUUAGUUUACAAUCCAUUAGUUGACUUUCAAACACUGCCUCAGGACCCCUGAAAGCAAGA